CACCCAUCCGUUUCUCGUUCUCCGGCCCCUGCCUGACUCCCCUCCUCCCCCCCUUAACAAUGGCAGUACAGGCGCAGUACCCAUCCAAUCUCCUCUUCCACGACAGGUGCGCCUCCUCCUACUCCGUCCCCUCGCUCCUCCUUCCGCCCCUGCCCCUGCCCCUUGGGAGCGGUAUCUGCUCUUGAGAGAGGUCUUUGGUUGCCGGGGAGUGGUCUCACGGCUUCCUCUGCUCCGUGCUGUUUAUCGCAGAGGUGAGCCGGACAGGAAGAAGGCGAUGGACAUGCCCAAGCCGCCGCAGCUCGCCGGAGUCUCGCCGGCGGCGGUCUACUUCUCCGGCGGUGGAGCGAGUGGGAAUAAUCGGAGGAAGCGAGCCAGGGAGGCCAUGGCGCCGCCGCCGGCGGUCAAGGAGGAUUACGUCAAUCUGUUCGCACUCCAGCAGCAGCAGCAGCAGCAGCAGCAGCAGUCGAUGCCGUUCGCCAACAUGGCGCUCUUCCAGAACCAGAACAGAGUCUCGUCGUCGCCGUCCCCGGCCGCGACGGCGCUCGUGUCCACCGGCCUCCGCCUGGCAUUCGACGAGCAGCAGCAACAUCUGCUACAGCAGCAGGAGAGCAAGCAGACGAAUGCCUUGCGCUAUUCGUCGCCGCCGUCGCUGUUCGCCUCUGUCUCCGACGAGCUCGCCGCGCAGGCGAAGCAGCAUGAAGAGGAGGUCGACCGGUUCGUCCGCGAGCAGGGCGAGCAGCUCAGGCGGGCGGUGGCCGAUCGGCUGCGGCGCCACAACCGGGCGAUUCUGGUCAAGGCCGACCAGUCCGCGGCGCGCAGGCUCCGCGAGAAGGCGGCGGAGGCGGAGCGCGAGGCGCGGCGCGGCGCCGAGCUGGAGGAGCGUCUGGCGCGCCUCCGCGGCGAGGCGGCGGCGUGGCAGGCCAAGGCGCUCUCCGAGCAGGCCGCCGCGGUCGCCCUGCACGCGCAGCUGCAGCAGGCCGCGGCCGCGGCGCGGGCGUCGGUCGAGGAGCUCACCGCCGCCGCCGCCGCGGGCGACGCCGGCCCGGCGGAGUCGUCGGCGUCGGCGUUCGUGGACCCUCGCCGCGCCGGGCCGCCGCCAGACCACGCGUGCCUCGCCUGCCGCCUCAGGCCGGCCUCCGUGGUGCUCCUCCCCUGCAGGCACCUGUCCCUCUGCGGCGAGUGCUUCGCCGCCGGCGACGCCGACGCCGCCAUGCCGUGCCCCGUGUGCCUGUGCGUGCGGACGGGGAGCGUGGAGGCCAUCCUCUGCUGAGCUUUCCCCGCCUCUCAUCAUCGAUCAUCCGGCCGUCCACCUCGUGAGCCGGUGAGUGCAUGAUGUGCAGGAACCCAUCAAUGCCUUCCCAAGAAAUUGAGGAGAAAAAAAAAAACGUAGGAAAGCUAGAACUUUCUCUUUUUUAAUUUCUUUUUUCUAAGUUUUUGUUCAUAUUAAUUUCGACUCCUCUGCCCUACCUUCUAUGGGUUUUAGGAGAAUUCAAUUGAUAAGUUCAUUGUUAAUAGUAAGCAGCAAGUGCAUCGGA
This is a messenger RNA of Zea mays, 1535 nucleotides long. RefSeq names its product S-ribonuclease binding protein SBP1. Gene Ontology annotation, molecular function: ubiquitin-protein transferase activity. The record is from RefSeq and is marked validated. The transcript has 3 exons. The coding region runs from base 275 to 1270 and encodes 331 amino acids. NCBI's taxonomy places the organism in Eukaryota, Viridiplantae, Streptophyta, Magnoliopsida, Poales, Poaceae.